AUGUAUGAACAGUUAACCAAAUUUGAACAAGUUCUCGCUAGCAUCUCGGUGCAUCUAUAUAUAACAGGGAAACUUGAGAUAUUUUGGACAAUCGCUACUUUGGGUUGUGGUACUACAGUCGUUCUGAACAUGAAGGCCUAUUUGUUUCUGACGUUGGUGAUUUUCGCCUGUGGAUGGGUUAAUGUUGCACAAGGUGCAAAAUUGCCGCGCUGUAAAUUAUCAAAGCCAAAGCCCCCUGUCAGCGUGGAAGAAGUACCGGCCCCGCUGCCCCCUAGUGGCGGAGGAUCAUCGGAUGAGUCCUCAAGUGCCGAAAGUGAGAGUAGCCAGAUAGUGAGAGAAGUACCAUCGGAAGAGUCCCCAAAUAUCGAAAAUGAUUCCCAUAUUAACGAAGGAUCAUCGGAUGAGUCCUCAACUACCGAUAGUGGGAGUAGCCCGAUAGUGAGAGAAUUACCAUCGGAAGAGUCCUUAGAUACCGAGAGUGCGGCCCCUAUUGGCGAAGAUAUCGCCGUGAACUUUCCAGACGUCAGUUCCGUCUAA
Messenger RNA from Arctia plantaginis, 537 nucleotides. The record is from the annotation of a GenBank genome assembly. NCBI's taxonomy places the organism in Eukaryota, Metazoa, Arthropoda, Insecta, Lepidoptera, Erebidae.